Messenger RNA from Linum trigynum, 2346 nucleotides. Lineage: Eukaryota; Viridiplantae; Streptophyta; Magnoliopsida; Malpighiales; Linaceae. The record is from the annotation of a GenBank genome assembly.
GUAGCAAGACCCAGGCUUCGUGGACAUCAGAAUGUUGGUUCUGAGUAACUUACCCAUUGGAACUGGGCCAAAUGGCAUCGAGAAAGCCUGGCCCAACCGCUUCGGUCCUUUGAAGCUUUCACCUAGGCAGUUCCUUUUUCUUCCCUCCCAGCAUAGAGGUUUUGGUAGGGUUUUUUGGUCCAGACUCCAGAGCCAUUAUUGUCUUCGCCCCUCUCUCUCAGUUGUCUUCGCAGAACCUGACACCUACUGGUAAAUUCCCCACUGCGCCUUCCCGUUUCGAUUUGUUGAGAAACCCAUCUUCUUUGAUUCGAAGGAUUGUCGAACAAGGGUUAAAAAAAUAAAGAUUCAGCUUUUCCCAGCUACAUCUAUGGCGAAGAAACGGAAGCAUAGCGAAACAGCGUUGGCGGCGGCGGCGGCACCUCAAAAGAAAGAGGAAGUUGCUCCCGAGCGACCCAAAAGAACCCUUCUUGGAUGGAAGGACAAAGAGGCUGCUGCCGUUGUUGCUCCUGCUGAAGACAAAGACGAUGAAAUUCAUCAGCCUGCGAAUUUCAGGAAUAAAGAGAAGGUUUUAGUCACUUGCUCCCGCCGAAUCGCUUACAGGUACCGGCACCUGAUGUUGAACGUAGUUUCCCUGCUUCCCCAUUGCAAGAAAGAUAAUAAGGUUGAAUCUCAAAGCAGCAAAGGGGUUGCACUCAGUGAGAUGGUUGAGCUAAAGAGCUGCUCUUCCUGUUUGUUCUUUGAGUGCAGGAAGCACAAAGACCUAUAUCUAUGGAUGGCAAAGUGUCCUAGUGGACCAUCGGUGAAAUUCCUAGUUAAUGCUGUGCACACAAUGGAAGAGCUGAAGCUUACUGGGAAUCAUCUAAAAGGAUCACGCCCACUUUUAACUUUCUCAGCUAAUUUUGACAAAGAUGCCCACUGGAAGCUUUUGAAGGAAAUGAUUACUCAGAUAUUUGGAGUUCCAAAAGAGCACAGGAAAUCCAAGCCUUAUCAUGAUCACGUCUUUGUCUUCUCCAUUGUGGAUGACCAUAUAUGGUUUCGCAAUUACCAGAUAUCAGUACCUCACAAUGAAGCGGAUAAAGUGGCUCGUGGAGGCCUGGACAAGAUGACCCUUGUUGAGGUCGGUCCAAGGUUCUGUUUGAACCCUAUCAAGAUAUUCGGUGGCAGUUUCGGCGGCCCAACUCUGUAUGAGAAUCCAUUCUACAUAUCUCCCAACCAGAUAAGGGCUCUAGAGAAGCGGAAGACUGCCGGGAAAUAUGCCAAGAAGGUCAAAGCCAAGACGAGAAGGAAGGUGCACGAGUUAUCGAAUCAGCUGGAGGCUGGCGAAUUUUCUGAGAUGUGGAAGGACCAGUGAGUAGAGUCUUGGGCAGGUUUCUUAGAUGAAAGCUUUUUGAGGGCAUCUGUUGUGUUAUACAUCACAAAACAUGCAAUUACUCUGUAUUCAGCAUUAUGACAUGAGUUAUCAGCAGCACAGCUGUUUUCCUUCUCCACAAUUCGUGUGUGUUAAAGCAAGUUGCAAUUGGUUUCUUCAUUCACACCGUUCCUCUUCUUGCCAGCCAUCUCGAUCAACUAUAAGAUAUCAGUCGUCGGAUGUUAGCACUCACUAAUUACAAUCUUUGAGUUUCAUGAUGAAUGUAAAAAUUUUAUGUCAAAGAGGAAACAUACAGAAAUGAGCUUGUCCAUCGAAAGCAAUGUGCAAUUUGGUUUUGGUGCACGAGCUUGUCCAUCGCCCACCAACGUGGUUGCUCCUCCUUGUUUUCCAUGUACUCUGGCAAGAGUCUUGUUCAAAGCCUCUACAUCUGCAGGCACGAGACUGUAAUCAAUUGGUUGCUACCUGUUAUGUCUCUUUUGGAUCUAUAAGCAUCUGCUGUAAUUAACCUUUGGGAUCAUGAAGUUUGAUGAUAAAAUUGUAACAUUGCUGCCCAUAAUGAUCUUCGGCUUAUGGCCAUUCUCUUGUUUUGGGUUUUAUCUUUCUUGAAUCUUCACCUACAAAAGCUUAAAAGGAUUCGUUGUCAAAUCAAUUUAUGUCAUUAAGCUGGUCCAAAUCAUGAAAAUAUAUGUGUAUAUUGUUGGGGGCAUUCGGGGCCCAAAAGAAGAGCCCAAAAAGUCGAGAAAGGCCAAGGAUGUGGGCCUGACAAGAGAAAGCCCAUCCAAAGGGGGCCUGAAGUGGGGACCUGGGUGUGGGACCCAAGCUUGACGUAAGGCGCAUAACGACAAAAGGGGUAACGGCUGGGGAUGUACGGAGGGAACAGGAAGUGGGACCAUGCGCCUCAGCAACGGGGUCGGGUGUCAGAAUAUUGGGGCGCAUGCCUGGGGUAAAGUACGGUGCAUUAAAUAGGAUGAUGACGU